Molecule: messenger RNA, 2060 nt
Organism: Xylona heveae TC161
Lineage: Eukaryota; Fungi; Ascomycota; Xylonomycetes; Xylonales; Xylonaceae
Product: putative monocarboxylate transporter
Exons: 3
Coding region: 350-1693 (447 amino acids)
Biological process (GO): transmembrane transport
Cellular component (GO): fungal-type vacuole membrane
Molecular function (GO): transmembrane transporter activity
Source: RefSeq, a predicted model, not a curated record
GGGACAAAGGGCGGUAGUAGACAAACUCCGGAAAAAAAAGAUGCUCUCGUAGAAAACCCAACGAACUGCUGAUCAUCGUCGUCGUCAUAUCCCCUUUUCCAACCACUUUCAGCAUUUUUAAUGAGCCAUCCCCUUCUUUUUUCUGCGUUUCUUGCCUGACAGACUCUCCAACAACAAUAUCCGCCAAACUCGAACACUAAGGUUCACGGUUCAGCAACUAGUUAAGCCACCCUGGGUUGCACUCUGCAGAAAGACCCAUCUGCUACGCACUGUCGGCGCUUGGCGUCUGCGAUCAAAACCCACCAACUAAACAGAGCUCCGCACAUACAAAAUCCUCCUGUCAGCCAAAAUGACUGCUCACGAAGCAGAGUCCAACACCGCUGGUACACCACCCACCGAGCUUGAUGAGAGGGCGAAUACAGAUCUCGAAAAGGAGGCACCGGGUCGCUCCUCUUCUGAGAGCAGCCCUGGGCCACGCCCAACAACAUCGCAGCGGGAGCCGCCGAAUGGAGGUGUACGUGCUUGGUUGGUCGUCGUGGGAGCAACUGCCUCGCAGAUCUGUACCUUCGGUUACAUUCAGUCGUUUGGUAUCUACGAACAAUAUUACCAAGCCAAUCAGCUGAAGCACGAAACUCCCAGCAACAUCUCUUGGAUUGGUUCGCUGCAACUAUGUCUGCUCUUCCUCUUGGGUAUGGUUAGUGGGCCAUUAUUUGACCGCUAUGGCGCACGGGUUGUACUCAUUCCGUCGUCUAUUAUCAUGGUCUUCUCGGCCAUGAUGACUAGUCUUUGCAAGGAAUACUACCAGUUCAUUUUGGCCCAGGGAAUUCUCAGCGGAUUUGCCUCUGGCAUGAUCUUCACCCCUGUCGUUUCGGCAGUGGGCCAGUAUUUCACCACGCGACGUGCGCUCGCCAUGGGUACUGUCGUGAGCGGUUCCUCUCUCGGGGGUGUCAUCUUUCCGGCUGCCCUAAACCGUCUCUUCAACAAUUCUACGGUUGGAUUUGGCUGGGCGCAGCGAAUUGUCGGAUUCAUUAUGCUCCCGCUUCUGAUAUUUACUUGCUUGACGGUAAAAGAAUUUUCCCCUCAUAGACAGGGAGCCAUUUUCCUUCCGAAGGCGUUCAAAUCGGGCCCCUAUAUCUUCGCCAACAUUGGCUUCUUCACGACCCUCCUCGGCAUGUACACUCCAAUCUUUUUCCUGGUGACGUACGCUGUGUCACACGGAGCCAGCGUUCCAAUGGCAAUGUACAUGGUUUGCAUCCUUAACGCUGCCUCCUUCAUUGGCCGGACUUCUUCUGGGUACUUUGCGGACAAAUUUGGUCGUUACAAUGCCAUGGUCGUUUCGACCAUCGCCGCUGCCAUUCUCGAGUUCUGCUGGAUUGCGACGCACAACAAUGCUGGUAUCAUUAUGUUCGCAAUAGUCUUUGGUGUUCUUACCGGUGCUGUUGUUUCUUUGUAUUCGCCCUGUAUUGCUGAGGUGACUCCGAACCGUUCAGAUAUUGGAACGUAUCUCGGCAUGGGAAUGGCGUUUUCGAGCUUGGCUGGCCUUACUGGUUCGCCAAUCAAUGGUGCCAUGAUUGAGCAUUACGGGGAUUACUGGCAAGCCGCUGUCUUUAGUGGGAUGAUGACGGUGGCAGGAGCAAUUGCCAAUACCAUCGCAAGAUUUUGGCUGGACAAGCGGGUAUUCGUCAAGGUCUAACUCGCUACCUUUGAUUCAAUCCUCUGAAGCCUUAGAAACACACUGUAUAUUUCCUUGAAAAACAUCGGCGCUUAUUCAACUUGAUGGGCUUUACUUGCUGGAAUGCAUUAAUAUCCGACCCAUAGUUAAUAAUUGUUUUUAGACAUCCAUAUACUUUUUCUCCAUAUUUGUGAACAAAUGACCAUGGAAUGUGCGUCGGAAUAAAGUCAAUCGGCACGACGGAUCAGAUAGUUGAAGCUAUGAGCGACAGCAACUAUUUCACUCUCCGUGUCUCCGUUUGAGAGUUGACCGAAAUGGAAAAAAAUCUCUCAAGAUCCCUGCUUUCGCUUGCACGACUUCAUUUCGGAGCCCACUUCGGAGUUUGCGG